Messenger RNA from Heterobilharzia americana, 1912 nucleotides. The record is from the annotation of a GenBank genome assembly. Lineage: Eukaryota; Metazoa; Platyhelminthes; Trematoda; Strigeidida; Schistosomatidae.
AUUUCAUUGUUUUACGAUGUCAAAUGUCAAAGUUGAUGGUUCCUCUUCAAGGUUGUUUGGAAUCAUUUCGCAUUUCAAAUGGCUAAUGAGAAUCCACGAAGGAAAUUGGUUUUGCACUUUGAUGCUAGAAAUACUUUAUUUCUUUCAGACAAAAACUACCGACUGCCUAUUGAAGAAGCUCUCAAUUCAUACAUAACUGGAAUUGUUUGGGGUCAGCUGAAAACUGAAUCUACAGAAAGCCACAGUCAUGCACCAGUGGAGACAGUUUCAAAUUUACAAAUGGAGCCAAUACUUCCAUCUCCUUCCCCCUCUUCAUCUUCAUCAUCUUCAACACCAUUAGACUCUGUAUCUGACUAUCUAAUGAAUACUGAUGUUGAGACAAAUGGCAAAUUAGUAAGAAAUCAAGUUAUCAAUGACACAAUCAAAAAGCAUGAUAUUGCCGCUGAAAGUAAACCAUAUUUCAGUCAAACAACAAAUAAAGCCAAGAAAAAUAUCGAAGAAAUUCCAGUGAAAAAUCCUGCCACACAACUAGACGGUUAUCGUCAACCUUAUGCUGGUGAAAAUUUUGAAAAUCUCACUCAAACAGAACUAGAUUAUUUCAAGUCAACACUAGCCUGUUGGAAUUGUUUACCAGAAUCACCAUGUAUUCGGCAACCUCAACCAGAUGCUAUAAGUAUUUAUAAAUUAUUAGAGCGACAAAUUGUGAAAACAUCCUCUGAUAGAGGUCGAUUACGAAAAUAUUUUGGUAAUUUUACACAAACACCUGAAGGUAUACCGUUUUUAAAUUUAUUCACUGAACAUUUGGAAAUGUUGAAACUUACACCUGAAGAAGCUAUUUCAACACCAUAUUGUUUACGUGUUAAAAAUGGAAAGAAUGAUGAUAAUGAUGAUGACAGUAGGUGUGAUGGUCAUGGUAAUAACAUGAAUACUAAUAGCAAUAAUUAUCAUUACUUAAUGCCAGCGUUCUAUCGUUUACUAACAUGGCUUAUAGAUUCGAAUCGUCAAUUCGCCAUAUUUAUACGUACAUAUGGUAAAGAUGGUGAACACAUUCUAUCAGCUAUUGAAGCUUAUAUCAAUGGUGAACAUCCACAAGAGAAAGCACCAAUCAAUGCUAAACAAUUACUACCAAUCGAUUUUACAAAAUGGUAUUUAAAACGAUCUGAAACACAACCAAUGUUUCAAUUGUACAAAGAAGACAUUGAACAACAAGGAGUAGAUGGAGGAGUAAAACAAAACAUUGAAGUAUCACAUAAUCCAAAAGAAAUUUACAAUAUAUGGUCUCAACAACGUGGGGCUGUCAGUGUUAUUGAUGAUUUCCCGUAUUGGCGAGAGCAUAACUAUCACUAUACAUCAUCAAAACCAUUAUGGUUUAAUCCAAACGAUACAACUGUACAACAUAUUCUGUUCGAUGAUAAUAUACGUUUUGAAGAGGAUGGUUCAAAUGUGAUCGAUUUACAAUAUCUUGAAGAGAAUGAAACAACACAUAGUUUAGGCAUGAAUGAUGCUAUGAAAUGGGAGAAUAUUUACUAUGUACAAGCAGAUCUAUUACAAAUUAUACGGAAUAGAAAUUACUUUAUUGAUAAAGUCUGUGAAUGUGAGGAUAAUUUAGAUCGUAUUCAAAAGUAUCCAGUGUGAAGUUGAUUCUAAAGAAAAUAGAAGGAAGAAACAGCAAAUAUCUCACUGAAAAUGGUUGUGUAAAACUGUACACUAAACAGUUUGCCUAUUCCAAGAGUAUCUUUUAUUUUUAAAUAUCAAUUGCAGUAUUCUGUAGAUCUAUACUCUUUCUUUUUUAUACUAUAAUACGUAUAGGAAUUGAAAUGAUAAAAUAUUUGAUGAUUUCUAUUGUAAAGAUAGAUGCAUAUUUCAAGAUUUAUAGUGUAUAAUUUCAAAACAAAUUUUUAACCAAAUUCUG